UCCGCAAGAAAGAAAAAGAAAGAGAUAGAGGGCACACAGCAGCAGCCAGACCAGCAAGAUCUCACGCGAAUCCCUCCGACGAGCGAAACCAAAUCCGCUCUCUCGGAUCAUGGACGGAAGCCACGCGAACGCCGCGGCUGCGGCGGCCGGAGGAGGAGAGGGGACGCAGAGGACACUGAAUCCUUAUGUCACUGGCAACUCAGUGAUUGCAAUGAAAUACAAGGAUGGUGUGAUCAUGGCAUGCGACACUGGAGCUUCCUAUGGCUCAACUUUGAGGUACAAGAGCGUGGAGCGUAUUAAGGCGGUUGGUAAGCAUAGCCUUAUCGGAGCAAGUGGGGAGUUCAGUGACUUCCAGGAGAUUUUGCGCUAUUUGGAUGAGUUAACUUUGUCUGAUCAUAUGUGGGAUGAUGGAAACUCACUGGGCCCCAAGGAAAUCCAUGCCUACCUGACAAGAGUGAUGUACAACAGGCGCAAUAAGUUUGACCCUCUGUGGAACUCACUGGUGCUUGGUGGCGUGAAAAAGGGCCCAAAGGGCGAUGAGAAGUAUCUGGGCAUGGUUAACAUGAUUGGUACACACUUUGAGGAGAACCACAUUGCCACUGGAUUUGGGAACCAUAUGGCAGUCCCGAUCCUUCGUGGUGAAUGGCGCGAGGACCUGACUUUUGAAGAAGCUGUUAAGCUGAUUGAGAAGUGCUUGCUGGUUCUGCUGUACCGUGACCGGUCAUCCAUCAACAAAUUCCAGAUUGCCAAGAUCACGACCGAGGGAUCAACCAUCUACCCACCGUACGCCCUGAAGACCAACUGGGGCUUUGCUGCCUUCGAGAACCCAUCCCAGGGUGCUGUAGGGACAUGGUAGAUUUAUGCAUGCUGUGGGGCCAUGAGCUAGGAAACAAAGCAAACUGCUGCUGGAAUUUGCUGGAACGGUUUCAGCCCCCAUGAGCGUUUGAUUUGAACAUGACUGGAACUCCAGAUUUGCUCUGUAUGGCAUGUCAUGUGAUAAUUUCAAGUUCUGUGAACGUUAAUCUUGGAUCUCGUAUAAUAUAAUGUGUCCUUAUUGCUUC
Lolium rigidum is the source of this 1061-nucleotide messenger RNA. RefSeq names its product proteasome subunit beta type-4-like. The transcript has 6 exons. Bases 110 to 856 code for a protein of 248 amino acids. Lineage: Eukaryota; Viridiplantae; Streptophyta; Magnoliopsida; Poales; Poaceae. Gene Ontology annotation, cellular component: nucleus; proteasome core complex; proteasome core complex, beta-subunit complex. The record is from RefSeq and is a predicted model, not a curated record.